GAGGUGGGGACUGAAAUUCUUUGAGAAGAAGCAUAUGCAAACAGUUGCUAAAAGAGAUGUCCGGUUUACAACACUGCGAUCAGCGUGGAAAGGGAAACUGCAGCAAAAACGUUCCGGAGGAGGCUUGCUAUCCCCCAUCCGAAUUUUUCUUCCACCACGGAAGCUUCUCGCUUCCAGCGCACAGUCUGUCCAUCCCCGGGAAGGGAGAGAACAACCUACACCUUCUGACCUGCUGGUGUGAGACACAAAUUCAAGGUGGAAAGAGCUGGUGCUGCUUUACAGUGACAACCUUGCAAGGGGACAUCUGUUAGUGCCCACAAUUAAUCCCUGUCUUCUCUCUGCGGGAUCACCCAGCAGAUAUUUGUCUUUCCUGCGAGUCCCAGCCAGGACAACGCCUUAAAUUCUGUUCAAGCCCAAUAAUCACCCUCUCUCCCCUCCUAUUCUGCCUUUCCAAAGUUCAUUGCUGAGUGAAACUACUGAAAAGAAGGAAGAGAAAGGAAAGCUGCAGUCAGAAGGAAAGGGAUUCUCUCCUCAGAAAUAAACAGGCAAAGAGAGGGAAGUGUGGACAGCGGAGAGAUCGCAGCAGAGAUACCAGGGCAGGAACUGCAGGCAGUGGAGAGAAGUAGAGACUAAACGGAGGGGUGGGAGGGGAAUAAAGAUAAGGUGAUAGAAAAUAGAAAGGGGGGGAGAGAAAAGGGGAGAGGAAGCGCACAUGCGGUGUCCCCAAGUUUGGGCGCGGAGACAGAGCUUGUUGCUUGUUGUCUGACAAGCCCAGCGCUCCGGGAAGGACAGUAUCUGUUUAGAUUCGUGUCUAAAUUUAAACCCUGAUUGCCUGGCCUCCCCCUCCUCUCCCCUCCCUUCCCUCCCUUCCUCUCACCCACCCGCCCUUCUUCCUUGUUCAGUGCGGGGCCGCUGGCCGGGCUCUGUCCGCUCGGGCUCAGCUCAGCCGGGAUCUCUCCCACCCCUUCCACGGCUCCGCUCCGGCUCGGCUCUUCCCACUGCUAACGGGGAAAGAAAGGGGUGGGGAAGAAAAGCUUGCCCCGAGGACACCUCUCUCUUGCAGGACAUGGAGAACAGGCCAGCAGAGACCAACUCAGAGGUGGACAAGUCAGCAUCACCCUCAGUGGCUCAGCUAGCAGGGAAGUUCAAAGAGCAAGCAGCCAAUAUCCCUGGAAAAGAGGUGCCACCACAUAAGCCAACUCGGAGGAAACCACCCUGCUCCCUUCCCUUGUUUUCCCACAAAACUGAGACAAGUGACAAUGAUGAGCAAAAGCGGUCACCAAAUGCUUGCCCCAUUCCCAAGGUCAAGGUGAAAAGCUCACCCAUGAUUGAAAAGCUGCAGGCCAAUCUGGCUUUUGCUCCAGCUGCUCUGCUGCCAGGAGUGUCUCCCAAAAGCCCUGGGAUGAAGGUCCUGGUUUCUCCAUUCAGCACGCCUCCCUCAACGCCCACCAGCCCAGGGACUCAGUCCCAGCCCAGCGAGACGCCCGUCAGCUUUGAUCAGCCCCCAGAAAGCACUCAGCUGCAGUUCUACAACAAGGUGCGGACGCGAGGGUCGAUCAAACGCCGGCCUCCCUCCCGCAGGUUCCGGAGAUCUCUGUCCGAGUACGGAGAUGGGGAAGAUCUGGGGGUCAGCUUGUCCUCUCCAGAAAAUGGUGCCAGGGAAGAUGAGGUCUUUGGGCCCAAUGGCAAGACAGAGGAGGUGGAAACAGGGAGCAAAGAGGAAAAGAAAAAGUCAGGGUCUGAUGAGAAGCCGGCAUCAAGGACAGGAUCCAGCAGAUCAGAGGAUGAAGAAAAAGGGAACAAAGAGCAGAAGAAACAGGCAGAGUCUGAUGAGAAGCCCCCAUCAAGGAGAGCAUCCAGUAGAUCAGAAGAUGGGGAAAAACAGGCAGAGGAAAUUACUCCUUGCAAGAAUAACACAGGGAAUACAAAAGAGGAGGAAGUGUGUCAUGAUGCCCCAGGAGAGGAGAACUCUCCUCAGCCUCCCUCUGGAAACAAUGAGAUGUGUGACCGUCCCCAGGGAGAAGAGCAGCAAAGCACUGCCUGUGAACAAGGAAAGGGAGACAAGGAGAAGGAGGAAGCUGAAGCUGAAACAAAGGAGAGCAGUGAGAGCACAAACACACAGAAAACAUCAGACACUGAAGAAGCAGCACUGGCACCUGAACCACAGCAGGAUGCAGGGACUGCCAGUGAGCCUUCAGUGUCAGUCACACAGGACCAGGGCACAGCGUAGCUGUGACACACAGGUAAGAUGUGAUGGUGACUCCUCAGGCACCUGAGGGUUUUGCUGUCAGCAAAAAUGGCAACUGUGACAGAACACAACAACGAUUUUGCUGCUCCCCACAUGUCAAAAGCCUCAGAUGUUAGGGCUGCAGAGACUGUGAGGCAGGGUACUCAAAACGACCAGCCCUCCUGGGUGAUGUUACAAAGCAGAUGGAAAAGAAGCAAAGCUGAUUCUGGAUUCAGUAUAAUGGAGAGGCUCUGCUCACCAGGCACCCUCCUGCAUUGCUGUUUUGAAAGCAAUCUGAAAGUACUUGCAGUAAAAAGCACAUUUCCCCUGCUGUAACCAUGUAUACACUAUAUCAAUAUGACUCCUUAUAUAUAAAUAUUUAUAUGUGUGCACACAUUGUAUGUAUACAUGUGUACAUAUAUAUAUUCCCUAUGUGUUUAGCUUGUUAGCUUUGCCAGCAAAUGCAGGGCACACCAGUUUCAUGGUCAGCUGUGAAAGCAUGCAGGCAUGGGCCUUUCCCACUGAAAUAAAGAGGAUUUCCACUGGCUGAAGCAGCCCUUGUUCCAUAAACCUUCUUGUGUGUUCUGUAACUACUGAUAACAUGGCCAGAUGCCUGAGGAUAUGUCUCAUCCCACCCCAACCACCUCCUCUUCAAAUGCUUCCUUGGUUUGGCAAGGAGCAGCUGAAGGAAGGAUUCUGGUGCUCGGGCUGCAGCUCACCUUAACACAGAAACCAUCAAAGUACCCCCAGGUACUUUGCUUAGACCCAUGAUUAUUUUUCAUUAUUUCCUUACUUAUUUUCCCCUCUCAAAAGGACAUACCAAAUCAGGGCAGAGAAGAUUUAACACGUGGAUAGGAGCCACCUAACCUAAUUGAGAUGGAAACUACUGGAAAACCUUCAGUGGCGGGAGAGGAGCAGAAUGCAGAAAUCCCCUGAGGUCCAGACUCAUCACAGAGCUGAGUGGCCACAUUGUAUUUUGGGACAGCUGGAAAAAGAGACUGUUUGCAAUCUCUUUGGAGUUCAAGACUCAGGUGUUGGCUUGCAUUCCUUGGUGAUAUUUGGGGACUAAGAGACCUGAUACUUGCUGUCCUGAAGCCAACUGCCACCACCACUCACGGUCCUUCUGCUUCUUCAUCCUGCUCCAAAAUGUUUUUUUCUCCUCCCCUGCAUUGGUCUCAGAUGAAGUUCAUCAGUUAUGUACAUACAUAUAUGUAUGGUGCCUUUUUGGUAGCUUCUUUUAAAGUACUUUGGGUUUUAAACAGUUUGUUUUCUCCAUGUGUGCUGUAUGGCAGACAAUGUGAACCCUGAACACAGGAAAAACUCCUGGAACAUUGAUCAUAAAAAUACAUAAAUAUAAAAUAUAAAAAUAAAAUCCCUUUGGAGUGGGGCUGAUCUGUGAAACAGCCACUUGUGGUAGGCUGGUAGGUCCUGCGUGCUUCAGCUUUGGGGUGCUUUUAGUGUGGUGGAAAAUGACAACUAGCAGAUUGUAUGCAAAGAAAAGAUGUGCUGAGUAGGUCAAUAGGGCAUGUUCUCUUAUCUGGCUCUGGGCUCCAUUCCAAAUUUAGAAGGGCUGCUUCUCACUUCCAAACUCUAUCCAGUCUGUGAUGAAACUUCUGGUGUGUGGCCACCAAGAGGCACUCAUUAUAGAAAGCAUCCCAGCUUCCUGGAAACAGCCAAUUAAUUUUGUGCAGGUCAAAGAAGAAGUCCUAGCUGGCUGAGUUUCCAAUGGAGUUGUCAGGCUGAAUUGGCCAAGCUCAGGCAGCCAGUCCCUCCAAAGUACUUAGGCACUGUACUAGAUUUGCAUUCACUCCUGGGCUACUAAAAGUCGUGGCCUAGCAGUCACUAUGAUUUUAAUCUGGACAGUUUUUGGGGGAAGGUGGAUGUCAGAUCUCAUUUGACCAGAUUCCUGACAGCAGUGCCUGAAGCUGUGUUGGCCACACAGAACAAAAUGUCCAUCCUGUGACAUGGACUGAGGCCACACUUGCUGAGAGCCAGCAGCACUUUCCCUCCUGAAUUACCAUGAGCAAACACGACCUCCCCACCCUUUUGAGCUUUGCUGUGGAGCAUUGUUGCCUUUGAAUCCACGUUGAUCUGCUUGCUCUAGCUUGUGUUGCAGGGCAGGCUGCGAUCAUUGGCUGUCCCCUGUUUCUUCUCUCAGCAGUGUCCCAUGUGGAUGAGAGUGGUUGUGCCUUACUGUACAAACAGAUACAUGUGUGCCUGUGUAGAGAAUGUGUAUGUGUGUCCCCAGCACGGGAAUGGAAAUCCGAGGGAGAAAUGGAAUAAAUAAAUGGUGGAAUAAAACCAAAGCAAAACAAAAA
Messenger RNA from Oenanthe melanoleuca, 4545 nucleotides. It is a transcript of the gene RCSD1, whose product is annotated as RCSD domain containing 1. Gene Ontology annotation, cellular component: WASH complex; early endosome. The transcript has 6 exons. Gene Ontology annotation, biological process: skeletal muscle contraction; protein localization to endosome; retrograde transport, endosome to Golgi. The record is from RefSeq and is a predicted model, not a curated record. Gene Ontology annotation, molecular function: actin filament binding; phosphatidylinositol phosphate binding; retromer complex binding. NCBI's taxonomy places the organism in Eukaryota, Metazoa, Chordata, Aves, Passeriformes, Muscicapidae. Bases 1067 to 2230 code for a protein of 387 amino acids.